Tarenaya hassleriana is the source of this 2952-nucleotide messenger RNA. RefSeq lists its product as uncharacterized. The coding region runs from base 1765 to 2637 and encodes 290 amino acids. Lineage: Eukaryota; Viridiplantae; Streptophyta; Magnoliopsida; Brassicales; Cleomaceae. The record is from RefSeq and is a predicted model, not a curated record. The transcript is spliced from 5 exons.
AAAAUAUAUAUGUGUUCUCCAUGACCCUUUCUUUUGCGUCUUGGGAUUCAUGAAUGUCAAAUUUCAAAACCGCUGGUCUUUUCAAUUCAAUAAAAAGAGCAAAAAAAAAACAGAAGAGACUUGGUUUCAGUUCAGAUCUGUCCGAUGCAGCACGUGAUUCGGUUCAAAUGUCACGUGCCAGUUCGGUAAGCGAGAACCCAAACCUUUGAUCCAGAAUAUUCGGUGGUGCUUGUUUAUUAUCCUGUGUGAGAAUAUUUUCCAAAAACAUUCUGGAUAUUCUACUUGCGAACUCAUUUCACUAAAGUACGUAAAAAAAUAUUACUGUAUUUUAUAUUUAUUAAAAAAUAAAACUGCAGCAUUCCCACAUUGCCUUACGUAAAUAAUAAUUCAUGCAUAGCUAAGAUUUGGAUAACUUUCGCCUUUUAGAUUUCUAUGAGAACCAAUAUGCAAAAGGGCGAAUAUAUAUACUAUAUACUAUAUAUAUAUAUAUAUGCAAAAGGGUUUUGUGAUUUGAUAUUUUUAAAAUCCAUUCUUGUGAAUUUGUAUUGAUGUGUUGUACAUUUAAGAACUUUAUUAUCUGUUUCAAAUGUUCGCUUGAAUCAAUGAGAAAGCGGUUUCUAGUACACAUAUUCAAUUAUUGGAGUCCAAAAAUCCAUUUUAGAAACGGGAAAAAAAAUUAAAAUGGUGGAUUGGAAUAUACAUAUAUAUAUAUCAACGAGAUGAUAACUCCAAUCGGUUGAAGAACACGAGGGUCCCACAUUUGGGGGGUCGGAUAAGACAUCGAGACCAAAACAAAGAAACCACGUGUUCGUCUAAUCUUCCACGCGGCGGCCUUUUCAUGCGUCGGAUUUCCGGCACGUGGGGCCCACGCGCUCUCUAAAUAAUUCUCUAAUCACCUUAAUUUAUUACAAUGAGAGAUUUAUUUAAUCCAUUUAAUAUCGGUCAAGAAUGUAUAGAAGAAAAAAAAAUAUUCAUUUUUUUGAGGUUCAUCCAACCAUGUCAAACCAUUAAAUCUGAAUAAGCUUUGCUUGGUAAAUAUUCUAAACAUACUUAUAUCUUACGAAGUAUAUUCACAACUCAAUAUCUUUUUUUUAAAAAAAGGCUUUGUAUUUAUUGAAUACAUUUUUCAAACGAAACGGAAGAUCUAUAUAUAUAGUUCUGUCUCGAACAAAGAUUUAUUGCUCUUUACAAAAAAGGUAGAAACAAAUACGGUAUCAACAAAAAUAUUGAAUUCGUAUUCGAUCGUUUUCCUCUAAAUGAACAUGUUUUGCAACAUUUAAAGAGAGAGAUAUAUUCGAUUUUCAUUUUCCGGAAAAAGUCGUAUAAUUAAUUUAGAGAGACAAGUUUUGAUUAUAUAUACUGCUACCUAAUUUUGAUCCAUUGCAUCAGGUAACAGGUAAAAGGCAUACGAUACUAAUUACCAUCCGUAUCUAGACCUAAUCACCUUACAGGUUCUGGAUAUUUAAACAUGAUUAAUAUAAAUCUGAUUACAAAUAACCUUAUGUUGUUGGUCGCAAAUAGUAAUUGAAAAAAAAAGAAUAAUUCGAGUAUAUCCGAAAGGGAGAUGCAGAGGUCUCGUGAUUAGUCAUGCUGACAUGGAAACAAGCUGUCCUGCCCAUCAUUCAUCCAAAGAUCCUACUCAUUUACCAAUCAUAAUCAGCCACGUCAUCACUCCGCUUGUUCGCGGCGCCCUGCAUCUGUUCUCCCCAUCACACGGAAAAAAAUAGUUUUCCUCUUUCUACUACAUUUUCCUGAGAUAGGAGGAUGGAUCGGCAGAAUUCCGAUGACAUCAUGAGAUUUCUCGACGGAAUGGCGAGCUCCGACGAUGUCCUCUUCGGAUUUCUAGACGACGGUAACAAUUCGCCGGAUAAUUACCGGGAUUCCGGCAACCCUGGCGGCGGCGACGACGACGACGACGAAGAUGACGACGGCUGCACUUCUGAAGAGAGCAAGGCUUUCUGGCAGGAACAAGAGCAGCUUCUCCAGGCGACGAUGUACAGGACAAACGCCGUCGAAACGAAAAUCAGACACGCGACGAAAGAGGCGUUGAACGAAGUAAACUCCUCCGGUCAGAAAUGUUUGUGCCGGAGACCGGUGGCCGGAGGCUGUCGGAUUUGCUUACGCCGGGAAGUUGCUGUCCAUCUACGAAAUGCCGGCUACGAUUGCGUCGCCUGUAAAUCUAAAUGGAGAAGUUCUCACGAUAUCCCCGCAGGUGAGCAUGAAUACCUUGAGAUAGUAGAUCAAACGACGGGUUCGAGAAAAGGGGAGAUCAGGGUGGUGAUAGAGCUGUCGUUCAGGGCGGAGUUCGAGAUGGCCAGAGCCUGCGAUGAAUACAAACGACUCAUCAGCCGUUUGCCGGAAGUAUACGUCGGCAAGGCGGAGAGACUCCGAUCUCUGGUCAAGAUUCUGUGCUCCGCCGCCAAAACAUGCAUGAGACAGAAGAAGAUGCACAUAGGCCCUUGGAGGAAACAAAGGUACAUGCAGGCCAAGUGGUUGGGCGCUUCCGAUACACGCGCCGUCGUGCCGGAUACCUCGCCGGAGCCGGCAUCGGAUGAUCGGAUGCCGGCCAAGCCUAACAGGGUUUCCAUGCUCAAUCUUGGUUUGGUAGCCGGUCCGACCGCCGUAGCGGUUGUGUAGUUUGAUUACAAUAUAGUAAAAAUCGGAGUUAAUUCAUCAAAUUAAUUAGGAGAGUGAAAACGUGGGCGAGGGCCAUAUGUAAUGAGGUGAAGAUUGGGGGUUUGAUGUGUCGCCGGAAAUUGUAAUUAGAGGCGGACUGUAGCUUCUGCCGACGCCGUCUCCGGGGGAGUACUUUAGUGUUGCGUUGUGCGAUCAUCAUCGUCAAUGGAUGCGGAUAAAGAGUUUGUAUAAGAUUGAGGUGGUUUGAAUAUGAUAGUAAUGGUGUAACCGAAGGUGGCCAUUUCGAAUUUUUUUCAGAUAGAUUCGAUUCGGUUA